Octodon degus (degu) is the source of this 711-nucleotide messenger RNA. RefSeq names its product Purkinje cell protein 2 (gene Pcp2). Lineage: Eukaryota; Metazoa; Chordata; Mammalia; Rodentia; Octodontidae. The transcript is spliced from 5 exons. The coding region runs from base 403 to 702 and encodes 99 amino acids. The record is from RefSeq and is a predicted model, not a curated record. Gene Ontology annotation, molecular function: guanyl-nucleotide exchange factor activity; protein binding.
CCUCCACGUUGGCCCCGCCCAUGCUCCGCCCCCUGCGCACCUGGCCCCGCCCCGCCGGUUGCGGUGCAGCGAAGGUCGGGUCCCGCUCUGGGCGGGCGGUGGAGGUCUCCGCCAGGGACUGAGACCCGCUUGCCUCUGUACCCUGAAAGUUUAGCAGAAGAAGAACCAGCAGGCUUGAACCACACUGACCAACUCUAAGCCGCAGUAGAGCUGGGGCUGGGAUCGUAGCUCAACGGUAGAGCACUAGCACCUGGGUGCAACCUCCCGCACCACCAAAAACAAGUGUCGUCCAAAACUGAAUAACACCAGAAAGCCUGGCCUCGCACGGAGCAUAACCGGAAGGCGGGCUCCCCAGACCAGGAGGGCUUCUUCAACCUGCUGAGCCAUGUGCAGGGUGACCGGAUGGAGGAGCAGCGCUGUUCGCUGCAGGCUGGUCCGGGACAGACUGCUGAGAGCCAGGCGAGCCCAGCGCCCGAGAUGGACAAUCUCAUGGACAUGCUGGCCAGCACCCAGGGCCGCCGCAUGGACGACCAGCGCGUGACGAUCAGCGCCCUGCCUGGCUUCCAGCCCAUUGGCCCCAAGGACGGAGUGCAGAAGCGUGCUGGGACACUCAGCCCUCAGCCCCUGCUCACCCCCCAGGACCCUGCUUCACUCAGCUUCCGCAGGAACAGCAGCCCCCAGCCCCAGACGCAGGCCCCCUGAGGGUCCCAA